Molecule: messenger RNA, 2901 nt
Organism: Canariomyces notabilis
Lineage: Eukaryota; Fungi; Ascomycota; Sordariomycetes; Sordariales; Chaetomiaceae
Exons: 4
Coding region: 1-2901 (966 amino acids)
Biological process (GO): calcium ion transmembrane transport; intracellular calcium ion homeostasis
Cellular component (GO): membrane
Molecular function (GO): calcium channel activity; calcium ion binding
Source: RefSeq, a predicted model, not a curated record
AUGUCGUUGAGAUCACCUCGGUCGCCCGGCCGGGGCUUCCUACCCAUCUCCAACUCCAACGAGUCGAGCAGUACCGAGAUGCACGAGAUUCCUCUCCACACCGUCCGCACCAAUGCGAGCACGGGCUCUCGGCGAGUCAACAUGGAAGGCAUGGACGAGAAACAUGCACUCUUUGACAAGUCGGCGGCCGGGGGCCCUGCCGGCGGGAGACGCGCCCGGAAGGACCUGCGACGUGCCGGGUCCGGCAUGUCUGAGGAGACAUCGCUCAAUGCCAUGGGCCGACUCUACAACAAAAUCGUCGGCUUCUCCGUCGUCACUCGUUAUCUCGUCUAUAUCGCCCCCGUCGCCCUCUUGCUCGCCGCUCCCUUAAUCAUACUGCCGCUCACUGGAGAUAAGGAUCGCAUCAAGCUUGUUCCAGACCAACCGCACAGCCUGUUCACGCUCUUUCUCUGGAUCGAGAUAUCAUGGUUGACCCUCUGGUUGGGCAAGCUCGUGGCCCACCUCUUGCCCUCCAUCUUCAUGUUCUUCUGCGGCGUCGUCAGCUCCGGUACCAGAAAGUACGCUACCGUGCUGCGCUCCCUCCAGAUCCCCCUGUCGCUCUUCUUCUGGGGGCUUGCUUCCUGGCUCUCGUUCAGGUUCAUGUUUCCGGUACAAGUCGCUGGGCAGUGGUCCGACAUCGUUUUCCGCAUCGUGCUCUCGCUCUUCCUCUCCUCGGCCGUGCUCCUGGGCGAGAAGUUUCUGGUCCAGCUCAUCAGCAUCAGCUACCACCAGCGCUCGUUUGCGAACCGGAUUCAUGAUUCCAAGCGUGAAAUCCACCUACUGGGCCUCAUGUAUGAGGCUUCGCGGACUCUGUUCCCUAUGUACUGUCCUGAGUUCGCCGAAGAGGACUAUAUCAUUGCCGAUAGCCUGGACCUGAUGCUCACCAAAGGCAAGGUCAAGAAGGGGCGCGGAGUCGCGGCAGCCCCGAUGCGGCUCGUGGGUGAAGCUGGCCGUCUUGGCGACAAAAUCACGUCCGUUUUUGGAAACCUUGCCUCCGAGAUUACUGGAAAGCAGGUCUUCAACCCAAAUUCUGCUCAUUCUGUCGUCGUGGAGGCCCUUGAGAAAGUGCGGAGCUCCGAGGCCCUGGCUCGUCGCAUCUGGAUGAGUUUCGUGGUCGAAGGCCAGGAUUCGCUCUCCUUAGAUGAUAUCAUUGAGGUCAUGGGCCCGGCCCACCGCGAAGAAGCUGAAGAAUGCUUCAACGCCAUUGAUGCUGACCAGAAUGGCGACAUCAGUCUCGGCGAGAUGAUCCGCAAGGUUGUCGAGAUUGGGAAUGAGAGAAAGGCAAUUGCCCACAGCAUGAAGGAUAUCAGCCAAGCAUUGCAUGUGUUUGACAAGGUCCUCCUUUUUGUCGUCCUGAUCAUCGUCAUCAUCAUUUUUUUGGCCGUCUUCCAGAGCAGCUUCAUCGCCACCCUUACCACGGCUGGAACUACGCUGCUCUCGCUGUCCUUUGUCUUUGCCGUCACCACGCAGGAGUUCCUGGGCUCCUGCAUCUUCCUAUUUGUCAAGCACCCGUACGAUGUCGGCGACCGCGUCGACAUUACGGGUCCCGAGAAGGAACAGCUAAUCGUCGAGAAGAUUUCUCUACUCUACACGGUGUUCACACGGAUUGACAAGAUGCAAAUCGUGCAGGUCCCCAAUAUUCAACUCAACAAUCUCUGGAUUGAGAACGUGACGAGGAGUAAAGCCAUGAAGGAGAUAAUUGACGUCAACGUCUCGUUUGACACAUCGUUUGAGGACAUUGAGCUGCUGCGCGCUGAAAUGGAGAAUUUCGUGCGCUCGCCAGAGAACAGUCGCGACUUCCAGCCGGACGUUGCAAUCGGCGUUGGAGGCGUUGGCGAUUUGGACAAGCUGACGCUCAAGAUUGCCAUCAAACACAAGUCCAACUGGCACAACGAAGUCGUCCGCGCGACUCGUCGCUCCAAGUUCAUGUGCGCGCUCGCCCUUGCGCUCAAGAAGAUACCAAUCAAUGGUCCUGGUGGCGGUGGCGACCCUCUUGGAGGACCUAGCAACCCGACGUAUAGUGUGGCCGUCACGGAUGAGUUCGCUGUUAGCGCUCGUGAAAAGUCUGAGAAGGAGAAAGAAGCGAAGAAACUGGUGAACCAGAAAACCGAGCAAGCGCCUGCUAAUGCGCCCGAUACGGAGAGUGAGCAGCGCGCCGCCGAGCAACUCAAUGCGGCGAGCCCCGUAGUUGAGGCGCUCGAGACCUGGGGCUAUAACAACUCCCUGGGCCCCCGAGAUUCGGUAUCCCACCGCGAGCGCACCGCCGACGCGUCCGCAGCUCGCUUCGGCCUCCCCAGCACGCGCGAAUCCCAGCGCGGCCGCCGCAAGGCUGGCGAAGCCCUACCCCCGGGGGCUCUCAGCGAUGAUGGCAUGCCGGGAAUCCAACUGACCCGGACAUCGACAUCGAGCCGUAGAGGGGAGGGGUCGUUUGACGUGGAGCGCCAGGCCAGUGUCGGAAGAGCACCUACUGUUACGCGGUAUGCCGGCUGGACGGCUUACGAUGCGCAAACCGGUGGUGCCGGCCCUGGGCCAAGUGCCAUGGCCUCGCCACCACAGCCCGGUCUCGAUCUCAUUCCUGAGUCACCUGGCUUCGCCGUCCAGCAGCCUGGGUCCCCGCCGCAGAGCGUGCCGCCGAGUCGUAUGCCCACUGUCGGGGCAAGGCAACGGGGGGCUACAGUGGGCGGGCAGCAGCAGCAGCAGCCGCAGCAACAACAGCAACAACAGCAACAGCAACAGCAACAGCAACAGCAACAGCAACAACCGCAACAACCACAACCACAACAGCAAUUUGGACUGCAGCAGCCGCCGCAGGCGCCCCAACUCAGUGGCCCAAGCCAGGGCGGAUAUCAUCCUAGGUUCUAG